Molecule: messenger RNA, 1350 nt
Organism: Anopheles arabiensis
Lineage: Eukaryota; Metazoa; Arthropoda; Insecta; Diptera; Culicidae
Product: casein kinase I-like
Exons: 2
Coding region: 373-1320 (315 amino acids)
Biological process (GO): peptidyl-serine phosphorylation; endocytosis; signal transduction
Cellular component (GO): nucleus; cytoplasm
Molecular function (GO): protein serine/threonine kinase activity; ATP binding
Source: RefSeq, a predicted model, not a curated record
AUAGAACUCCAACGUAACCUAUAAACAAGAACAAUAGCGUCGCGCAACUCGGUUCGAUUAAUUAUUCGUUGUUCCUGCCGUUAUUUAAGUAAAAAGUCUAUAUAAGACUUUGGCGAGCUAUAGAUUGACUAAAUUUGUUUAUCACAACAGCGAAAUCACGUAGGAACAUCGCAGUGUGAGAUAGCAUCGCAUCACAGUGCGAGAUAGCCGCUCUAUCAAGUAUAUUUUUCCAUUCGAUUGUUGUUCUCACUCGCUGGAUUACGCAGAAACUAAUCGAUUGAAAGAUUACUCGAAUAUUAUAUCAACGCGCGGAUAUUAUCAGUUUUAACAAGUUCGUCUUUUUAGUCGGUAUGAAGGAAAUACAAGUAAACAAUGAAUCUCAUAUGCAAUAAGUACCGACGAAUCCGUAAGAUAGGAAUGGGGACUUUUUGCAACGUAUACCUCGGCGAGAACAUCGAAAAUGGCCUUAAGGUAGCUAUUAAGAUGGACAAAUGUCGGGCAGAGGAAUCUCGCUCUUUGCUACCUCAUGAGUACAAGGUGUACGCACAACUUGCGGGCUGCGAAGGCAUUCCGGACGUCCAUCUCUUCGGCCAGGAACGUGGUUACAACGUUAUUGUCAUGGAUAAGCUUGGCCCUUCCUUGGAAGAUCUUUUCAACUUUUGCUCACGAAGAUUUUCACUCAAAACCGUCAUGAUGUUGGUCGACCAGAUGAUCACGAAAGUCGCUGGCGUGCAUAAGAAAAAUAUCAUUCAUCGCGACCUUAAACCAGACAACUUUGUUAUGGGAGCCGAAAUGCAAGAUAAAGUGCUGUUCCUGGUUGACUUUGGUUUGGCUAAAAAGUACUACAACCCCAGUUCCCGUUCUCAUAUAGCAUAUCGGGAAGGAAGGAGCUUGGUCGGUACUGCCCGGUAUGCCUCAUUAAGCUCCCACCUGGGAAUUGAGCUAAGCCGUCGUGACGACAUGGAGUCGAUAGGAUAUGUGAUGGUUUACUUCCGACGUGGCUCGCUGCCGUGGCAAGGGCUGCAAGGGGUCAACAAGUUUCAGAGGAACGAACGGAUCAUGGAGAAGAAACUUGCCACAUCGAUCGAGGAUUUGUGCGCGGGUUUACCUGAGGAGUUUGGGUCAUAUUUACAGUACUGUCGCAGUAUGUCUUUCGACGAACAGCCAGAUUACCAGUACUGGAUUUCUACAUUUCGGGAGGUUUUGAGUGCAAAUGAGCUUAAAUAUGAUUUAAUUUUUGAUUGGCACGGACUAAUGCCUUCGGAAGCAGCGGAGCAAGAUAGCAACAAUGCCUCAGCAACUACAGCUGAUGAAAGUUAAGGCAACGCGAUUUUAAGUUAGACAGUAUCU